AUGUCCGACUACGAGGACUCUAUGGACAAUGAGCCGCCCAUCAUUGACCCGUAUGAGGUGCUCGGCCUUGACCGAGAAGCAACUGCGAACCAAAUCACGGGUGCAUACCGGAAGGCGGCACUACAGAACCACCCUGACAAGGUCACCAGUGACAGAAAAGAAGAAGCACACGCCAAGUUCCAGAAAAUCGCAUUUGCCUACGCCAUCCUCUCCGAUCCCGCGCGACGCAAAAGAUAUGACACUACCGGCUCGACAUCAGAGUCCAUCGUCGAUGCAGACGGCUUCAACUGGAGUGACUACUACCGCGAACAAUUCAGAGACUCUGUAUCUGCGGACGCAAUUAGGAAAUUUGCCGAAAAGUACAAGGGCUCAGACGAGGAGAAGGACGACCUGCUGAUUGCCUACGAAGAGUGCGAAGGCGAUAUGGAUCAAAUAUACGAACGAGUCAUGCUGAGUAAUGUCACUGAAGACGAUGAUCGAUUUCGGGACAUCAUUGAUGAAGCGAUCAAGAAGAAGGACGUCCCGACGUUUGAUUCCUACACAAAGGAAACUAAGAAGAGCCGCGCAGCUCGUGUGAGGGCUGCAAAGGUUGAGGCAGAUGAGGCUGAGGACUAUGCUAAGGAACUUGGCGUGCACGACAAAUUGUUCGCGAAAAAGGGAAAGAAGUCCAAAGGUAGCUCAGAAGAUGACCUGGCGGCUUUGAUUCAAAAACGACAACAAGAUAGAUCUGCAAAUUUCUUGGAUCAUCUGGCUGAGAAGUAUGGAGCCAAUGCCACGAAAGGCAAGAAGGGGAAGAAGCGAGCAGUGGAUGCUGAUGAGCCGUCUGAAGAGGCGUUCCAGGCGGCUGCGGCCAAGUUGAAAGGCGGCAAGACGGCAAAGAAAUCCAAGAGGUAG
Pochonia chlamydosporia 170 is the source of this 894-nucleotide messenger RNA. RefSeq names its product DnaJ domain-containing protein. The transcript is spliced from 2 exons. The record is from RefSeq and is a predicted model, not a curated record. Gene Ontology annotation, molecular function: heat shock protein binding. The coding region runs from base 1 to 894 and encodes 297 amino acids. Gene Ontology annotation, cellular component: nucleus; cytoplasm. Lineage: Eukaryota; Fungi; Ascomycota; Sordariomycetes; Hypocreales; Clavicipitaceae.